Messenger RNA from Mytilinidion resinicola, 869 nucleotides. Its product is annotated as eukaryotic translation initiation factor 5A. Gene Ontology annotation, molecular function: ribosome binding; translation elongation factor activity; RNA binding. The record is from RefSeq and is a predicted model, not a curated record. The transcript has 4 exons. The coding region runs from base 86 to 574 and encodes 162 amino acids. Gene Ontology annotation, biological process: positive regulation of translational termination; positive regulation of translational elongation. Lineage: Eukaryota; Fungi; Ascomycota; Dothideomycetes; Mytilinidiales; Mytilinidiaceae.
CCCUCCCGCCAGUCCCAACUCGCCGCCUCACCUCUACGACUUCCUCGGCGCCUCGAGUCGCUAUAAUCCAACACUCAUUUUCACUAUGGCCGACAACGACGCGCAGCAUGAGCACACCUUCGAGAGCGCCGACGCCGGUGCCUCCACCACCUACCCCAUGCAGUGCUCGGCCUUGAGGAAGAACGGCUUCGUCUGCAUCAAGAACCGCCCCUGCAAGAUCGUCGAGAUGUCCACCUCCAAGACGGGCAAGCACGGCCACGCCAAAGUCCAUCUCGUGGCCAUCGACAUCUUCACCGGCAAGAAGCUGGAGGAACUCUGCCCCUCCACCCACAACAUGGACGUCCCCAACGUCCGCCGCCAGGAAUACCAGCUUUUGGAUGUCACCGACGAUGGUUUCCUCUCCCUGAUGUCUGAUGAUGGCUCCACCAAGGACGACGUCAAGCUCCCCGAGGGCGAGGUUGGCGACAAGGUCCAUAAGCUCUUCACUGAGGAGAACAAGGAUACUAACGUUAUUGUUCUCACCGCUAUGGGCGAAGAAACCGCCAUCGAUGCCAAGGAGGCUCCCAAGUCUUAGAUGUCUGACGUUGGACUCGAGAGGCCGUCAACAGGGAGGAGUUCAGAACAGGCGUGGUUGGGACCAGUCCGAAAACGUAGGAUGGAUCUGCAUGUCCUAUGUAGACCUAUUACUUUUUGUGCUAUCUUGGCUUUCCCCAGCGCGAUGCUCUUUCCAUGCUGAUGGUGACGGAUAUUUGUGGGUUCUCACGGGGCUGGCUUGGGUUUCUUGCAUCAUUGCUAUGCUCUUCUCUCUGGAGAUACGUAGUCACGAAUCUAUAAAAACGAGGCCACGGUCCAGUGCAGGAGCAAUUGAC